Molecule: messenger RNA, 1866 nt
Organism: Penicillium angulare
Lineage: Eukaryota; Fungi; Ascomycota; Eurotiomycetes; Eurotiales; Aspergillaceae
Exons: 1
Coding region: 1-1866 (621 amino acids)
Source: RefSeq, a predicted model, not a curated record
AUGGUCUCCGAGAACAUCGCCGCGGACAUACUGAAUCCAUCAACGGCCUUUUCCCCCUCCGCCCAACCUCCAAAGAAAUUCUCCACAGCAACAGACGAUCAAAGCUUCAUCCCACCCACAAUGCGAGCUCUAUAUUAUUCCCCCGGCUCCUCCCAGGUAAAAGGCACACAGCCAACGCGAGCCUCCAUCUCCGCACAAGAGGAAAGAAGUCUAGCACCCGAUGCCCGGGCGGCAUCAAUGGUUCAACGAGAAAAUACCAUCAUAAACCCACGAACUGGCUCAAUUGCAUUUCAAGAAGAAAUAGCACCUAGUUCGUCUGCCCCACGAACAGUCACAGAGCCUACCAGUAUCGCAUCACCAGGUGCCAGUGGUAGUGGCAGUGAAAGAGCAAGUACCAGUCCAGCAGGAACUUUAAUUCUCGAUACUAGUUUCCCGACACCUCAGCCAGCUACACAUCAGUAUCUACUCAAAGUGCAUACUGCGGCCUUUUGUCAAGAUGAACUACGACUCGCAAUGACGCUUAAUCCGUCGAAGACUACGCCUCAAAUCCCACUACAUAGUGUAUGUGGGACUGUGAUUACGACUCCACCACAGGAUCAUGACCGGCCUCUAGGUCCGAAAUACAAGAUUGGCGAUGUGGUUUGGGGAGUACUGAGCUAUACCCGUGAUGGUGGCGCGGCAGAUUAUGUGAUUGCGAAUGAAAACGAACUCGCUUUGAAGCCGCCAAAUAUCACGUCUGCGGAGGCGGCAGCACUUGCCUUACCUGCUUUGACAGCCUGGGGAGCUUUGUUCCGGAUAGCGGGUAUUGAUCCGAAUGUCUGGUCUCGGGAGACCUAUGCCGAAGAAACGAAGACUGGUAGCGGUGCCACUGGUGGGAAAGGGAGUGGCCAGAGUGGUAAAAGUGGCCAAAGUGGUAACGAUGGCCAGAGUGACCGCGAACAAAGAGGCAGUUUAUCUCGGCUCAGUUUUGGGGGUGGGCGUGGGUUCGGCUUUGGAGCCGGCAGUUCUGAAAAGGGAGCUGGCAAUGGACAUCGAUUCAGUCUUGCCAGUCUCACAGGUGGUGGUGGUGCUAGUGGCAGCGGCAGCGGCGCUGCGAAGGAUACUGCAAGUGGGAGCACUGGCGGUAGUGGACGCAAACUUAGCAUGGCGAGUAUCGGUAACUUCGCCGCAGCCAGUGGUCGCAGACUCAGCCUCACAAACAGCAACAGCAGCAGUGGGAGUGGCAACGGGUUCAGAAAACACAAACCACUUCGAAUCUUAGUGACAAAUGCCCGCGACAGUGAAGUAGGCCGAGUAGCCGUCCAACUGCUACGAGCUGAAAAGCUGUUUCCAGCCACAUCUCCUCGACCCUGGAUCUGCGUCACCUGCACCGUUGCCGAAGAGACCGUUCUCCGCGAUUACUGGACCGUCGAUGAAAUCCUAGUGGUUCCCCACCUCCCUACAACAGAGGAAUGCGAUCUCGGGAGUAUGUUUCGAUCGCGUAAAUGGGAUCCCGUGGAUAUUGUGCUCGACUGUACAGGCGGGGAAGUCUUUCGGGCGGCGCAUUCUCGAGACGUGGUUAGGGAUUCUGGGUGUGUUUUGACAGCGGUGGAUCCUAAGCCUGUGCAGGAUCCAGCGACGACGUAUGAGCAGGAUAUGUUGAAGCAGCGGAAGAGAGGGUUAAGGAGUCGGUUUGUUCCGGUAAAUCCUGAUAGUGUGGCGAUGAAGCGAAUCUCGGAGUUGGUUGAGGAUCGCGUGUUGAGGGGGCGUGAGGAACAAAUGGUUGAUUUGAGUACAGCGGCGAAAUUGUUGGAGGGAAAAGCGGCUGGAGCUGCGGGACGAAGACGUGGGGGAAUGAUGGUAGUUCGGAUCAAUCCAGUGUGUUAA